AUGUUGCAACCCGAAGACGCUUUUGUCCUUCCCCCCGAGCUCAGUGCAUGCAGGCAGUCUUUCAAUGAAAGACAUGGGUGCUCCUCACCCCACCUUCAGUGGAAGAACAUCAAUGACAGAACAGAGUCUUCCUCCGAAAAGUUGAUACCCGGUCCGUCGGUUAGUGACAAUUUGCUUCGUCACAUCGAAUUGCAAGACAUGCUUGCGGUUCACGAUUUGCUCAUCGGUCUGAACGCCAGUCGGCCACGACCUUUCACCAUUAACCUAGAGUUCGAUGAAAGCGACCCAAGUGUUUACGUUUCAAUGGCUACAGCAUGGGAGAUCAUAAUGCGAAUCCGAAGGAUCUCUGUUCAUGUUCAAAAGAUAUGA
Molecule: messenger RNA, 369 nt
Organism: Letharia columbiana
Lineage: Eukaryota; Fungi; Ascomycota; Lecanoromycetes; Lecanorales; Parmeliaceae
Exons: 1
Coding region: 1-369 (122 amino acids)
Source: RefSeq, a predicted model, not a curated record